AGGAGAUGGGGGGUCUCCCGGCGGCGCCCAGGAGAUGGGGGUGUCCCGGCUCCACCCUAGGGUGGGCUUACCAGGCCCGGGCCGGUGCCACCCGAGAGGGACCAGCUACUGUGAGCCAUCCCCCAGCUGAAAGAUGCCUGAGGAGCCCGUCCCGGCUGCCCGGGAGCCAGAGCAGCUUGGAGCCGUCAAACUGGAAGAAGAGGACACCGCUGGGCAGGAGGACCUCCAGCACGCCCAGGCCAGGCCCCGGCCCGAGGUGGCUCACCAGCUCUUCAGAUGCUUCCAGUACCAGGAGGACAUGGGCCCGAGGGCGUCCCUGAGCCGGCUCCGCGAGCUGUGCCACCACUGGCUGCGGCCGGCCCUGCACACCAAGAAGCAGAUCUUGGAGCUGCUGGUGCUGGAGCAGUUCCUGAGCGUGCUGCCCCCGCACCUCCUGGCUCGGCUCCAGGGCCAGCAACUCCGGGACGGCGAGGAGGUGGUGCUGCUGCUGGAGGGCGUCCAGAGGGAGCCCGCCACCGUGGCGCCCCUGGAUUUUAGUUUUAAUACUGGCAAGAACUAUCCCCGUGCAGACAUUGCUCUGGAGGGACAGGGAGGCUCUUCCCAGGUCUCCAGUCACAGCCCCAAAAAGGAAGUGCCCUCCGAAGGAACUGCAGCCCUGGAGCCACCAAAGGAACCCCCGCCAUCCCAGCCACGGCCCUCCAAGCCUGCUGAGCUGGAGACCUGGAGACACCCCCCUAGUUCCAAGCAACCCCUGAGCCCAGGUCCCAAGAUGACAUUCCAAGUCCUGCAGGAGACUGUGCUAACAGUCCCCCAGGGCCCUGUCCUAUGGCUGGAAGAAAACUCUCGAGAUCAGGAGCUGGCAGCUGUGCUGGAGUCUCUGACCUUUGAAGAUGUCCCAGCAAAGAAGGUCUGGCCCACACACCCUCUGGGGUUUGAAAACAGAACCCCAGAUGAGGAGUUUAAAGAAGAGCCCAAAGGGGUUGCCUGGCCCAUUGGCAUCUCAACAGAGGCCGGGACAGAUGUUCCUGGGGCAGCAGAAGAGCCCCAUGGUCAGCUGCUGGGGCCGGCCCCUGAAGUGAGUGGCACCGGUGAAGGAGGGUCCCCUCCCGACAAGAGUGGCAUUCUGGAAGUCAAAGUGGUGGGGGGCACCUCCAGGUCGGAACCAGAGAUGAAAUUCAUCUGCACGGACUGCGGCGUGAGCUUCCGACAGCUGGCCCGCCUGGAGGCGCACCAGCUGCGGUCUCACCCCAGCGCUCGCUCCUUCCCGUGCCAGUGCUGUGGCAAGAGCUUCGGCCGCAGCUCCAUCCUCAAGCUGCACAUGCGCACGCACACGGACGAGCGGCCACACGCCUGCCACCUCUGCGGCCACCGCUUCCGCCAGAGCUCACACCUGAACAAACACCUGCAGACGCACACCUCGGAGCCCGCCUUCCUGUGUGCGGAGUGCGGGCAGGGCUUCCAGCGCCGCGCCCACCUCAUGCAGCACCUGCUGGCACACGCCCGGGACCGCGAGUCCCCGCGCGUCCCCGAGCCCAAGCCCGAAGCACGCGAGCCGGCCGUUGUCCUGUGCUCUCACUGUGGCCAAACCUUCCAGUGCCGCUCCAGCCUCAAGCGCCACCUGCGGAUCCACGCCAAGGACAAGGGCCACCAGUGCUCCGAGUGCUCGGGCAGCCUGCGCCCCUGCCCCGAGCGCAGGCCCUAUGUGUGCGGCGACUGCGGCAAGGCCUUCCGGCGCAGCGAGCACCUGGGGGCCCACCGGCGCGUGCACACGGGCGAGCGGCCCUUUGCCUGCCAGGUCUGCGGCCGCAGCUUCAGCCAGAGCUCGCAGCUGGUCUGCCACCAGCGAGUGCACACGGGCGAGAAGCCCUACAGCUGCCCCCACUGCGGGAAGCGCUUCGUGCGGCGGGCGGGUCUCGCACGCCACCUCCUGACCCACGGUGGCCCGAGGCCCCACCAUUGCACCCAGUGCGGCAAGACCUUCAGCCAGACGCAGGACCUCGCCCGCCACCGGCGCAGCCACACGGGUGAGAAGCCCUGCCGCUGCAGCGAGUGCGGCGAGGGUUUCAGCCAGAGCGCCCACCUGGCGCGCCACCAGCGCAUCCACACCGGGGAGAAGCCCCACGCCUGCGACACCUGCGGCUACCGCUUCCGAAACAGCUCCAACCUGGCCCGCCACCGCCGCAGCCACACGGGCGAGCGGCCCUACAGCUGCCCGACUUGCGGCCGCAGCUUCCGGCGCAAUGCGCACCUGCAGCGGCACCUGGCCACCCACGGGGGCGCCGGCGCCGAGGCGGCGUCCAGGCAGGCCGAGCCCCCCCAGGAGUGCCGGGAGUGCGGCAAGAGCUUCAGCCGCAGCUGUAAUCUGCUGCGCCACAUGCUGGUGCACACCGGCGCCAGGCCCUACUCGUGCGCGCAGUGUGGCCGCAGCUUCAGCCGCAACUCCCACCUGCUGCGCCACCUGAGAACCCACGCCCGUGAGACGCUGUACUAGCCUUGCCUGGGUUCCGCCAGGCCUGCCCUGCGCACCUCUCCCUGGUGUCCUGGGCCACCGCUCCGCCAACCCUGUAGGCUGGUUCUUCCCCGGAGGCAUGUCUCCCUGGCCCCGGGGGUGCAUCUCAAAGUGCCUAGAGUAACACAGCCUACUUGAAAAAUGACUCUUAUUUUUUCGAGAUCCAUCCAAACGCUGUUACCGUCACCGCUGUGACAGGGAUGCCUUUUCCCCUUCCCUACCCCUAGCACCUACCAUAGUAUUCAAGAUAGAAGUAGGCCCGGGGAUCCCUGGGUGGCGCAGCGGUUUGGCGCCUGCCUUUGGCCCAGGGCGGGAUCCUGGAGACCCGGGAUCGAGUCCCACGUCGGGCUCCCGGUGCAUGGGGCCUGCUUCUCCCUCUGCCUGUGUCUCUG
Nyctereutes procyonoides (raccoon dog) is the source of this 2901-nucleotide messenger RNA. It is a transcript of the gene ZSCAN10, whose product is annotated as zinc finger and SCAN domain containing 10. NCBI's taxonomy places the organism in Eukaryota, Metazoa, Chordata, Mammalia, Carnivora, Canidae. The transcript has 6 exons. Gene Ontology annotation, molecular function: DNA-binding transcription repressor activity, RNA polymerase II-specific. The record is from RefSeq and is a predicted model, not a curated record. Gene Ontology annotation, biological process: negative regulation of transcription by RNA polymerase II. Bases 134 to 2491 code for a protein of 785 amino acids.